AUGGACGGAGCAGCGGCACCCGCGCCGCACAAGGACGAGAGUGCAUUCGUCGCAACCUCACCCCCGGCCAUCCCCCAACGAACUCCCUCCCAGACGAGCUUGCACAAAUCGACACAUGCCCAUCGCCAGAGCUUCGCUGAGAACCUCAGAAACGCUCCGGGCUCCCCUCGCGCCCAACGUCACCCUUCAUUCACCCAGGCCGCCGUUCAAGAGCUCCUCAAUCACCCUCCGGCUGCUAACAAGCACUCCAACCCGCGCUUCGCAGGCCGUGACUGGCGCGACGUCUCCGUAAACGAGCUCGUCGCUCAAGACGAUGUUAAAUGGGUCGACCUGGACUCCAGCAUCGAGGAGGCAUCCAUGAUUCUCGUCAAGCAAAGCCCCUCCAAUGUUGUCCUAAUCCGAGAACGUGCAUCUUCCAAGACCGCGGUUUCCACUUUCGACUACAACGAUCUCAACACAUACCUGCUGAUAGUUGUCGGACUGGCAAGGCCCGAUGAGGAGCAGAUUUCCACAUACGAUGACAUUGCAACGAAGGCCCGGGAAGGACGGAGCAUAGCUCUGCGCGAUAUACAACCUCUCUGCAGAAAAGAGUCGCUCAUUACGCUGCCCUUCGACGAGACGCUUGACAAGGCCAUCGAGGUCUUUGGCAGCGGAAUUCACCGCGUUCUUGUGACUAGCCCUGCUGGCGACGUAAUCGGUAUUCUCAGUCAGCUCAAACUGGUAGAGUUCUUCUGGAACGAGGGCAUCAACUUUCCUGCCAUUGACAAGCUAUACCCCAUGAUCCUGCGUGAUUUGGGCAUUGGAACUCAGCAAAUCGUAGCGGUGAAUUCCGACAGCCCACUAGGCGACGCGCUGGCCUUGAUGAACGCCGAAGGCUUGACGAGCGUUGCUGUCAUCGACAACGGCCACAAUGUAGUCGGCAAUAUCUCCAGCGUAGAUGUCAAGCAUUUGACGAACGCCGCCGAUGCGCCCCUCCUAAAGUCGUCUUGCAUGCACUUCAUCUCCGUCAUUCUCAGCGAGCGCGGCGUUGAGCACGGCAGAGACUCCUUCCCAGUCUUCUACGUGAACCCUUAUUCGACGUUGGCGCACACCGUCGCGAAACUGGUCGCCACGCAAUCCCACCGCAUGUGGGUGGUCGAGUCCGCGUCCCCCAGCCCGAGCGCGCCCGCGACACCCCUUCUGGCCCCGACGACGUCAAGCAUCUUGGUGCCAGGCUCGGGGUCGGCGCCGCAGUCGCCGCUACCUACGCAGGUGGUACACAACGUUGUACCUGCAGCCGCUAUGCCCGGCGCUCAUCUGUCGGGACGGCUCACUGGCGUCAUUUCCUUGACUGACAUUCUGAAUAUGUUCGCCAAGUCGUCUGGCUUGCGGCCCUCGGAUCCAGGCGAGCAGCGAGCGCGACGCCGUAGAAGCUCAAGCAGCUCCAUUCGGCCGAGUCUCGACUCCUCGAGACCAAGCCUUGAUCUGCGCCGGUAA
This is a messenger RNA of Colletotrichum siamense, 1476 nucleotides long. RefSeq names its product Protein SDS23 (gene SDS23). The transcript has 3 exons. Gene Ontology annotation, biological process: cellular response to glucose starvation; regulation of mitotic metaphase/anaphase transition. Gene Ontology annotation, molecular function: protein serine/threonine phosphatase inhibitor activity. The record is from RefSeq and is a predicted model, not a curated record. Bases 1 to 1476 code for a protein of 491 amino acids. Lineage: Eukaryota; Fungi; Ascomycota; Sordariomycetes; Glomerellales; Glomerellaceae.